Pochonia chlamydosporia 170 is the source of this 3657-nucleotide messenger RNA. RefSeq names its product fibronectin type III domain-containing protein. The record is from RefSeq and is a predicted model, not a curated record. The transcript is spliced from 3 exons. Gene Ontology annotation, molecular function: protein binding. Lineage: Eukaryota; Fungi; Ascomycota; Sordariomycetes; Hypocreales; Clavicipitaceae. Bases 1 to 3657 code for a protein of 1218 amino acids.
AUGCACCAGACUCCUCCUUCCGCCAGCACAGCAAAUCUGAGCCUACUUGGUGCUAGUUCCGUUCGACAAACCCAUUCAAAUCCUCACUCGUCCACCGACGAUGUUUUUCCCUUCUUCCUCCACCUUCGAUCUCCAACUGCCGGCCACUUCACCACCGCCCCCGGCCAGGUAACAUUUCUAUUACUCACGAACUCGACUUUCUCGCCUCCUCUCGGCAGUGCUAGGAGGGCUGAGAAUAUGACAUGGGAGCCCUUGUCCUUGAUCACGCUCUUGGUCACCUUCCUCACCCUCAUCUUGUGUCGUAGAUAUCUGUCUAGCUCCCGAACCCUCCUCUACGCAAUCGUUACCGCCUUGCUUCUACGACUCGAUGGCCGCGCCUUGUCUGGUGAGUUGAAAGCCCUCUCCUCGGCCCUUGUUCUGCUCGGAGCCUACGGCCAUCCCCAGACGGAUCGAAAAGCCGUCACCCCCCGACCGUCCGCCUGCAGGUCAGCAAGAACUAAUUGGGUUUCUGUUCCCCCUUCUAGGUUGGUGCAUCGAGCUUUUCAGACCCUAUGGAAGCCUAUCCCCGAACUUGUCAAUAUCCUGGGCCUCGAUAUUCCGCCACCGCCUGACGUCUGUCUUGCUGGAAUUCGGCCAGACUCAGCGUAUCUGACAUGGGACGCUCGAACCUCCCCUCACCGACCGGUCCAGAAGCUCCUGAUACAAGUCAACGGCGUUGAUGUGGAUGAAGUAGCCGGCAACGAGAAAGCUAUAACAAUUACUGGUUUACGACCCAAUCACUUUUACAACAUUAGAGUUAUAGCUGUUAGCCACAACAACUUUCGAUCCAACAGCACAGUCAUAAGACUUCGGACCUUUGGAAAAGAUGGUCGGCCGCAACUAGGAAACUCUCGGCUACCCGCCAAUUUUAUUGAUCCUGGCCACUCUCGUGCCGAUACCAAUGACGAUACCGACGACUCAGACGGGUUUGGUUCGCCGUAUCCCGCAGUAGAGGCUACACCAGUGAAUGACGCAAUCGCAAGCUCCUCCAGAGAUCUUGCCGGAAGCAUCCCCGGCCAGCGACGAAAUACUGUUAAUAGGCGCCAUUCUCCCUCAGUAGCGAGCGCAGAUCAGGCCCAAGUUAAGUCGUCGGCAUCGAACGAACCGGAGAUGUCACUGGCCGAGUUGAACGAUAAGUUUCAAGCUAUUCGUAAAGAAAUAGAAGAUGUUGUGCAAUUAGCCGCCAAGGAGCAAGCUGAGGCUCUGCAACAAGAAGAAGAGUUGAAGCGGGAGAGGGACAGGAAGAGACAAGCCCUCAAGGAGAAGGAGGAGUACACUACGCAGCUAAAAGCAAUGAUACGGACAACCAUGGAACAAAUGCGGACAGCGGAAAAGGAGCGAGCAAAGAAGGAGCAGCAACUACGGGAAAAGGAAGCCAAAAAGGCAAAGAUUAAGGAUAAUAUCGCAAAAUACGAGAGGGAGGUUGAGCGAAUGAGGAAAGAGCGGCAAGGGUUCGAGACCCAAAAGAAGGAGCUUGCAGAAGAAAGGGAUCGUAAAAUUGAAGAGCUCGAUGCACAAGUCGUAUCCCUGCAGGAAAAAUGCACUGGCCUUGAGGCUGAGCUCGCUCAAAAGGGUAAGCAACUACAGGAUUUGAAAGCAACCCGAGAGCAGCUCCCUGAUGCCAACGAUGAACAAUGGAGAGAGGAAGACCAGAGGAUGAAAAAAGAAUGGGACAUUAAGCGAAGAGACAUCCACCUUCGUCUUGUGGCGGAGACCAAGAUUGGCCACCAGUUGGACCAGCAGCUACGAGUUCUUCGGGAGCAACUUGCUUUCCAUCAACAACAGGCUGGCAGCAUGAACUUCUUUAACCAAGCUCCGCCCGCGUCGAUGGAGUUUGACCCGUCUUCAGUAGCUCAGAAACGGUUGAGCUUCCCCGGAGUUGGGUUAGGUGGUACGCCCGUCUCAUCCCCCCCAAUGGGCCAGGUUGAACCAAAUCUUCAAGGCAAUGUGGCCUACGGACCACCGGGUAGUUUCGCCCCUGGCCUCUUCAUGGACAUGUCAGGGAAUAACAAUAUGGAGGCUCAAUCAGAAGCUGAGCUUAAGGCUGCCAACGGACCGCUGAGCCCAUCCGCCCAGACUCUUCUCCCGUCAAACAUCUUUGACGAUAUUGAAGACUCCGAAGACGUCAGGGAACCUCAAAGUCCCAUUCUGCCUCAGUCUAUCGCAGUCGAAGACGAAGGGCCACAAUCGCCUGUUUCUCCCACCCCAUCCUUUCAGGUCUUCUCGAGUCCCCAAGGCUCCACGAAUAAUCUGCCGUACCAACAAUACGCGGAUUCGGGUGACCGAAUAUCACUCAAUAUGAACCAAUCGCCCCCUGCGCAGCCGCCGGCCAGCACCAACCGUUUCUCUACCCUCUUUUCGCCCUUCAAUCGCAGCAGCAAGGUCCCCAAGAUUUCGGAUGAAGAUGGCCCCCCAAUUGGUAGUCUCAAGAUAGGCCAAAGCCAGUCGUUCCCAAGGGGUACAGAGGAAGGCGAAAGUGUCGAGAUACGGAAGAGGAUAUGGCCAUGGGGCGUCGGCAAUAGAAAUUCUACAGGACAAGAUAGUGCCUUGGGAAGCCUAAACUAUUUCUCUGCUCGUCGGGUUAACUCCCUGAAGGGAUCUCGAAUUUCCGCCAUCUCGGAUCGAGAACAAGACGGUUCUAGGCCGCCAUCAAUUAUCUCUAUCGAUCAUCCUCGCCCAUCUACAGACAGCGCAUCCAUUUGGGGAGCUCCGGCCGAUGUUGGCACCAGCUUGAAGAAUAGUAGAUUUUGGCCACCAAGUCGGGGGGGCUCGAGGCGGCCAUCCUUGCACGGUUCGACCACUGCUCUCACAACUACUCUGGCUUCUGCAGAUGACGAGAUUUUGGACGAGGAUGAUCUUCGAGACCCUCAUACGUCGCCUUCCCAAGUUGGUGUCAUUGGAUCCCGGCCUCCUGGGUCAUCUUCAAAGUCUCUCAUGAACCAACGCCUCAACCCCACUGCCCCUACAUUUAUGGCAAACAUCUUCCGAAAGGACAAGGACAAAGAUAAGGACGGAAGUAAAGACAAGUCAAAGGAAGACAAGGGCAAGGGCAAAGAAGUUGCGGCAGCAGGGAAUGAAAUGCCAGACAGCCACGAUGACUCACCGUCAGACUCUCGCAUUUCUCGAGACACGUACUCUCUCCACACUGGAACAUCAGUAUCAGAGUCCCGCGAAUCACUGCAGUUAGACUUAACUCAGUCAAAUACGCCUUCCGAUAUGAACUCAGUUUCCACAUCCAACGCCAAGGAGUCAGAUAACGUCGUUCGGAAAUUGUUCCGCAAAGGAAGCUCCAGCAAGUUCAGUCUUUCUUCCAGGCUUGGCAAGGAGUCGGGGCUUUUUAAGAAAGGCCCUGGCAGCGCUUCCAACUCGGAUAGAAACGCGUCUGCGGAGCAGCGGUCAAGCAUUGGAGAUGUGGAUGAUCUUGGUGAGGAUGGCGCACCGUUUGGGCGAAGCUAUGACAGUAUGGCCAGUAGUCCGUCGCUAGGUCCAUCCAAAUCGAAAGACAGCAGAGAAGGGCGAAUGAGCUCCUGGCGCUUCUCCAUGAGGAAGAAAAGUAAGGACAAUCCUGUUAGAGAAAAGGAAAGUCUGGACAUUGAAAGGGCCACUGAGGAGGACUGA